AUGGAUCCGCUACAGAUACCCAACCUCUUCGACGUAACAGGCUGCAUCGCCGUAGUAACCGGCGGAGGCUCAGGAUUAGGGCUCAUGAUGGCCAAAGCCCUUGAAGCAAAUGGCGCCACGGUCUAUAUCCUAGGCCGAAGAAAACAAGCCCUAGAAGCCGCAGCAAAGCAAGCCAAAUUCCAACGCCUCCACCCAGUACAAUGCGACAUAACCAGCCACGACGACCUCACCAAAGCCGUCAACCACAUUACCACGCAAUCCGGGCACAUCAACCUCCUCAUAAACAACGCAGGCAUCGCAACCCCCAACCUCGGUCCCCAUGCCACCCGCCCCACCCCCAAAUGGGAUAUCGCCAAGGUGCGGGACUACUGGUUCCAGAAAUCCUUCGGGGAUUAUGCCGCCGUGCUUGAGACAAAUACGACGGCGAUGCUGAUGGUGACGUUUGCGUUUCUGGAGCUGUUGCAUAAUGGGAAUAAGGUGCGUGGGGAACAGGGGGCGCAGAAUGGGGCUCCUGCUGCUAAUGGAGCUGCUGCGAAACGGAGGUUUUUCGUGCGCAGUCAGGUUAUUGCACUGAGUAGUGUUGGCGGGUUUGGAAGGGAAAAUUCGGCGUUUAUUUACGGGGCUAGUAAGGCAGGCACGGCGCAGAUGAUGAAGAAUUUGUCGACUUAUUUGGUUCCGUGGAAGAUUAGGGUUAAUGUUAUUGUGCCGGGGUAUUUCCACACCGAAAUGACAGAGAGUCUUCACAACAAGACCGCCGGAAGACUCCCCGCAUCCAUGACCCCGGAAGAGCGAUUCGGGGAUGCCCAAGAGAUCGGAGGCACUGUGGUAUAUCUAGCGUCCAAAGCCGGGGCGUAUUGCAAUGGAUCGGUUCUGUUGGCGGAUGGGGGGUAUCUAGCGAGUCAUUCAAGUUCUUAUUAG
Messenger RNA from Aspergillus bombycis, 918 nucleotides. RefSeq names its product SDR family NAD(P)-dependent oxidoreductase. Gene Ontology annotation, molecular function: oxidoreductase activity. The coding region runs from base 1 to 918 and encodes 305 amino acids. NCBI's taxonomy places the organism in Eukaryota, Fungi, Ascomycota, Eurotiomycetes, Eurotiales, Aspergillaceae. The transcript is spliced from 3 exons. The record is from RefSeq and is a predicted model, not a curated record.